Molecule: messenger RNA, 2688 nt
Organism: Rubroshorea leprosula
Lineage: Eukaryota; Viridiplantae; Streptophyta; Magnoliopsida; Malvales; Dipterocarpaceae
Source: the annotation of a GenBank genome assembly
AUUUUAUUUCUCUUGAAAACUUUUCAUAAGAAGUCACUGUGUUUCUUUCUUUCUUCCUUGAGCAGCCGCCUUAGAUGAUAUAUUUAUCCAUAUGUACUCUUUUCUGUGUUAAAGCUAGAAUCUUUGUGAUUGGAUGAUAAGUCGGAGUUGCUUGCCGGCUGCGGCUGAAUUGGGUUUUCCGUUGGGUUCUGGGUUUAGAAAUUGGAGGAGUUUGAGCGCAAUGAUUGAGUUUUUGGGUUAAUGUGAAAUUUGGUCAGAGGUUCGUCAGAGCUGGUAGGUGAUGUAAAUUAAAGAAAGAAAAGCAGAUUGACUGGUAGAUCAGAAUACAAAACCCUAGGAAAGAAGAAAAGGGUGAAGAAGAAGUAUUGUUUGGAAGUGGGAGAUAAAUGCUCUAGAUUUCAAGUUCUAGUACCGUAGGUUGAUUACCAAAGAAAGCCCUAGAAAAAUUAAGGAAAAAAGAAUUCAGUAAUUAUGCCGGAAUUGGAUAAUUCCCCUACUGCUUCCGGUGAAGUUAGCGUCUCCUCCUCAGGUAACCAAAACCCACCUCCCAAACCCACCGCCAAGAGAAAGCGUAAUCUCCCUGGAAUGCCGGAUCCAGAUGCGGAGGUGAUUGCUCUGUCUCCGAAGACUCUGCUAGCUACGAACCGAUUCGUGUGCGAAAUUUGCAAUAAAGGAUUCCAAAGGGACCAGAACCUGCAGCUUCAUAGGCGAGGACAUAAUCUGCCAUGGAAGCUUAGGCAGAGGUCAGGCAAGGAAGUGAAGAAGAGGGUCUAUGUCUGUCCCGAGGCUACUUGUGUCCAUCACGAUCCCUCCCGCGCUCUGGGCGAUCUCACCGGAAUAAAGAAGCACUUCUGCAGAAAACACGGCGAGAAGAAGUGGAAAUGCCACAAAUGUUCCAAGAAAUACGCUGUGCAGUCCGAUUAUAAGGCUCACUCCAAGAUUUGUGGCACCAGAGAGUACAAAUGCGAUUGUGGGACUCUGUUUUCCAGGAGGGAUAGCUUCAUCACGCACAGAGCUUUCUGUGACGCGUUGGCAAAAGAGAGCACGAGACCUGAAACUCAGUCUCCGGCAAAGAAACAGAAUCAGAAUGAGGCGGUGGCGAAUCCCAAAUUUGAUUUGGACCCGAAAUCUCAGGCAGGGGAUUCAUCUCCGUCAGAAGCACCACCACAAGCACCAGAACCAGCUCCAACCCCAGCUCCACCAGGACCUCCUCUUUCUCAGUCAACUGCAGUAGUGUCUUCUUCUACAGUUUUGCCUAUUCGAAGUUCAGAGUUGCCAGAAAAUCCCACUCAGAUUGUGGAAGAAGCACCAUUGCCAUGUGGCCUCAAUGGAAGCUGUAGCAGCAGUACCAGUUCAGGCAGCACUGGUAGCACUAGCAGCAGUGUCUUUGCAAGUUUAUUUGCAUCAUCAACUGCAUCUGGAAGCUUACAACCCCUUCAACCCCCUGGAUUCACCGAUUUAAUUCAAGUUAUGGCACACCCAGAUCACCCUGUUGAUCUUGCUCCAUCUUCAUCAACAGACCCGAUUUCUUUGUGCCUCUCAACCAACCAUGGAUCGUCUAUAUUUGGUACUGCAGGGCAAGAGCAUAGGCAAUAUGCACCACCCGCACAGCCAGCUAUGUCUGCCACGGCAUUACUGCAGAAAGCUGCUCAAAUGGGUGCAGCAGCUACUAAUGCAUCACUGUUUCGUGGAUUAGGGAUAGUUUCAUCAUCUUCACCGUCCGCACCACAAGAUAGUUUGCAGUGGGGUCAGAGGCAAGUGGAGGCUGAUAAUGCCUCUGUCCCUGCAGGACUCGGACUGGGGCUUCCUUGUGAUGGAAGUUCUGGAUUAAAGGAAUUGAUGAUGGGAACUCCUUCUGUAUUUGGUCCUAAGCAAACUACCCUUGAUUUUCUCGGAUUGGGGAUGGCUGCUGGUGGCAAUCCUAGUGGUGGCCUGUCAGCUCUAAUUACCUCUAUUGGAGGUGGUCUUGAUGUGGCUGCUGCAGCAGCAGCAUCAUUUGUAGGUGGAGAAUUUGCUAGCAAAGACAUUGGAAGGAGCUCAUGACCAUUUGACUUGGGGAGAGUGUGCAUUGUACCCGGGCAUCUGAUGUUGAACGCCUGGAGUUGCAGAAGGAACAAAUCCUAAAUAUAUAACCUUCCAUAAAAGAACUGCCACUGAGGAGGUUCAGUUUAGCAUGAGUCCUGCAAGACGCAGUUCGGUCUUAAAUUGUUCUGCUUCCUUCUUCUAUAUGACCAGGUCGAGAAGGAAUUCCUCAUGUCCCUCAUGGCAGCAGUAUGGACUUUUGUAGUAUAGGUAAAAUGUGGAGACAGCAAACUGUUGUUAUCCUUGUGCGGAUGCUAUGGACGGAGUAUAACUAGAAGCACUAUAGUCAGGUGAAUUGGUGAUUGAAAUUGCAAGCGGGCAUUCUUUGUGUUGGAUUCAUCAUCAGAGAAUUAUGUUUGGUUCCAGAUCUAGGCUAAUAGUAGUCCGGAAAGGCAGUUGGUAAAAUGAUGAGUUGGAUGAAGGUUCCACUUUUUUUUCUUUUUUCUUUUUUCUUUUUUUGGUCCAAUCAACCUUUCAUUCUGUUGUUCCGGUAGGAAGUUAAUUUUGUUGUAUUAUUUAUAAUAUUAUAUGUAUUUAUUUAUUUAAUAUUAUAUUAUAUUUAUUUAAUAUUAUAUUAUAUUUAUUUAAUAUAAUAUUAUAAUUAUA